CUAGAGAUCAAGAUGGGACCGGUUGUCGCUGUUGUGAUGCUGCUGGCUUUAGCCUCGACUCUGGCAAGCCCCACUUAUAGAGGCAGCUAUGGUGAUUAUCAGUCCGGAAAUAGUUUGAUCAGUGGAACUAAGACCGGCGGUCCCUUUGCCACAAAUAACCUGGAUGCUGCACUGAUUUCGGGGGGUACGAGUGGCGGACCCUUCCAAAACGCACAGAAGAGCGGCGGCUUGAUAAUUGGCAGCCACACGGGCGGACCUUUUGGGAGUAAGAGCCAAAACUCGGACCUCAUAAGCGGAACACAUACGGGAGGAGGACCCAUUGGAAGCGAUGGCCACACGGAAGGGCCCUUUGACGGUUCAUCGGUUGGCGGGGGAUUAUAUAACGGCCUAAAUACAGGAGGACCAUUUAGAGAUCAUUAUUAUCUUAAUUAAUCUCACAAAUAUGCCAGAAAAAUAGAAUAAAAUCUUUAGAAUACAUAAUUUUUUAUAAACGUGAACAUAGGAAUAGUAAAGAUUAUACUUAUUUUUACUAAAUUUUGCUGUAGUUCUACUUUUGAAUCUUAAAAAAUACCAUUCAAGUUGUUCCUAUUUA
Molecule: messenger RNA, 592 nt
Organism: Drosophila persimilis
Lineage: Eukaryota; Metazoa; Arthropoda; Insecta; Diptera; Drosophilidae
Product: keratin, type I cytoskeletal 9
Exons: 1
Coding region: 13-432 (139 amino acids)
Source: RefSeq, a predicted model, not a curated record